Ananas comosus (pineapple) is the source of this 567-nucleotide messenger RNA. RefSeq names its product 1-phosphatidylinositol 4,5-bisphosphate phosphodiesterase beta egl-8-like. Lineage: Eukaryota; Viridiplantae; Streptophyta; Magnoliopsida; Poales; Bromeliaceae. The transcript has a single exon. The record is from RefSeq and is a predicted model, not a curated record. The coding region runs from base 70 to 420 and encodes 116 amino acids.
AUAUAAAUAAAAUAUAUAAUAUAUACAUAUCUCGCCUCUCUCCGCCGCCGAAACCUCUCCGACUUCGCCAUGGCGAGAGCCCGACUCCUCAUCGUCGCCGCCCUUCUCCUCCUCGCAGUCGUGGCUGCCGCCGCCUCCUCCGACUCCUCCGACUCCUCCUCCCCUGCCACCGCAGGCCAGGAUGCUGUCGCGCAGUCGCCCCUCGGGGACUACGGCGACGGUGCCCCGGCCGAUGUGGACGACAUCAGCGACGACGACUCCGACGCUGCCCCGGUCGGAGCCCCCCUCCCGACCCACGCCACUGAGCCCGAGCCUGACGCCACCGGCAACGGCACCGAUCACGCAGCAAGCGGCGGCGUCGCCCGUCCGGCGGCUUCUGCUGCCGCGGCCGUUGUUGCCUUGGCAUGGUUUGUCAUCUGAGCUAGUUAAAUGUCGGGAAUGAGGUUUCUUUGACUAACUAUUUUUUUUUAUUUUUUAUUUUAUAAAAUGUUGUUGAAGGAUUUUGAACUUAUAUGGAGCUUGUGAAUGAGUUAUUAAGAUGGGGAGUUCACCGACAUUAAUUAUUAA